This is a messenger RNA of Dentiscutata heterogama, 591 nucleotides long. The record is from the annotation of a GenBank genome assembly. NCBI's taxonomy places the organism in Eukaryota, Fungi, Glomeromycota, Glomeromycetes, Diversisporales, Gigasporaceae.
AAUUUGUUUAUAUUAAUAAAAAUAAUAUGCCUCGUAUUUCUGAUGGAAAUAUUGAUAUUCAUGGUCGAUAUAAAUUUUUAUUUUUCUUAAUUCAAUGUAAAUGGUUAAGUCCAAGAUAUAAGAUUGAAGUUAAGGUAUUACGUGAGUUCUUGAAUACUAUUGCGGAAAACCCUCAAUUUAUUGGAUUUCUUGUUUCGAACGUCGAAUUAGGAGAAUAUGCAUUAAAGGAAUUAAAAGAUUCUUUACUUAAAGAUAGGAUUUGUGUAUGCUUUUAUUAUGAAAUUGUUGACAAAAUUAAAGAACACGCAGAAAUUUUGAAAAUAAAACAAGAUAAAGAUGAGAAUGAAAAAAAAGAAAAUAAGAGAAAAUUCACGGAAAUAGAAGCUGAAAUAAAAUUUCUUAGAAGAGAAAAUAAAAAGAUUAAAGAAGAACGAAAUGAAAAGUAUGAAAAGAAGAUUGAGGAACUUCAAACCCAGAUAAAUGAUCUUGAAGAAAAACUUGAAACCCAGAAUCGAGAAAUCAAAGAAAGACUCGAAAAUCAAACUAAACAACUUAAGAAACAAAAUCGAGAAUUAAAAGAAAAACUCGAAA